This is a messenger RNA of Sphenostylis stenocarpa, 1740 nucleotides long. NCBI's taxonomy places the organism in Eukaryota, Viridiplantae, Streptophyta, Magnoliopsida, Fabales, Fabaceae. The record is from the annotation of a GenBank genome assembly.
AUGUCAACCAACCUUUGCUUUGAAGGAUUGGAUGAAAGAAGAGAGAGGAAAUUGAGUUUCGAGAAUAAUUCGGAGGAUGACCGGUGGACAAGAAUUGGCAGUCUGAAGAAGAAAGCACUGAAUGCAUCAACCAAAUUCAGACAUUCUUUUAAGAAGAAAAGAAGCAGAAAAGGUGGUAGCAGGAGCAAUUCCCUCUCCAUUGAGGACGUUCGUGAUGUUCAAGAGCUUCAGGCAGUGGAUGCAUUUCGACAAGCACUUGUGUUGGAUAACUUGCUACCUCCAAUACAUGAUGACUACCAUAUGCUAUUGAGAUUCUUGAAAGCAAGGAAGUUUGAUAUUGAGAAAGCGAAGCACAUGUGGGCCAACAUGAUCCAAUGGAGAAAAGAGUAUGGAACAGAUACAAUUCUGGAGGAUUUUGAAUUCAAGGAAUCGAACGAGGUUCUGAAAUACUACCCACAUGGCUAUCAUGGCGUGGAUAAGGAAGGAAGGCCUGUUUAUAUUGAAAGGCUAGGGAAAGUUGAUCCCAAUAAGCUUAUGCAAGUAACUACAUUGGAAAGGUAUUUGAGAUACCAUGUUCAGGGCUUUGAGAAAGCAUUUGCUGUUAAGUUUCCGGCUUGCUCUAUAGCUGCUAAGAGACACAUAGACUCAAGUACAACUAUUUUGGAUGUUCAAGGCGUGGGCUUCAAAAACCUAACAAAGUCUGCACGGGAGCUGAUCACCCGGCUGCAGAAGAUUGACGGUGAUUACUAUCCUGAAACACUCUGUCAAAUGUUCAUCAUCAAUGCUGGUCCUGGUUUUAAGAUGCUCUGGAACACGGUGAAAACAUUUCUUGAUCCUAAAACCACUUCAAAGAUCCAUGUUCUCGGAAACAAGUUCCAGAGUAAAUUACUUGAGAUUAUAGAUGAGAGCGAGCUUCCAGAAUUUCUUGGUGGUAUUUGCACUUGUACAGAUCUAGGUGGUUGUAUGAGGUCUGAUAAAGGGCCAUGGCAAGACCCAAACAUUUUAAAGAUGGUUCUUAGUGGUGAAGUGGGAUGUUCUAAACAAAUAGUAACAGUUUCUAACGACGAGGGGAAAGUGAUUGAAUGUGACAAGAUAUCUUAUCCAGUGAUUAGAGGUGGAAGUGAUACAUCUACAGGAGAAUCAGGAUCUGAAGUUGAAGACGUUACUUCUCCCAAAGCAUGUGGGAACUGUAUUAGCCCUAUGUUAACUCCUGUCCUUGAGGAAGCAAGAUUAGUUGGUCAAGCUAGUCAUGGUGACCGUUUAGUUGAGUAUGUUCCCAUGGUUGACAAGGCCAUUAUUGUUGGAUCAAUGGAGAAACAAGCAACAUCUAGAAAGCUAUUUUGCUCAACAGCUGGCUUCAUUUUGGCCCUUUAUACUUUUGCUCGUUCAAUAGCAUUUCGUGUGACUAAGGGAAUACGGUACUCACAAUCUGGUUCUGCCUCAAAUAUGCUUAACAUGACUGUUGAUUCAACAUCCAAGGAGGAAUCUCGUCCUCCUUUACAUGCAACCUUGAAACGCCUCGGUGAGCUUGAAGAGAAAGUUGACAUGCUACAGUCAAAGCCUAAUGUGAUGCCAUGUGAGAAAGAGGAGCUGCUCUAUUCUGCAGUUUAUCGUGUGGAUGCAUUAGAAGCAGAGUUGAUAGCUACAAAAAAGGCUUUAUACGAGGCUUUGAUAAAACAAGAGGAACUUAUGGCAUACAUAGACAGUCACGGAAGACACAAAUUAAAGGCAAGUCGAUGA